This is a messenger RNA of Papaver somniferum (opium poppy), 1955 nucleotides long. Its product is annotated as cold-responsive protein kinase 1-like. Bases 566 to 1720 code for a protein of 384 amino acids. Gene Ontology annotation, biological process: protein phosphorylation. The record is from RefSeq and is a predicted model, not a curated record. The transcript has 7 exons. Gene Ontology annotation, molecular function: ATP binding; protein kinase activity. NCBI's taxonomy places the organism in Eukaryota, Viridiplantae, Streptophyta, Magnoliopsida, Ranunculales, Papaveraceae.
CGUAGACUUUGUGGACUUUUCUGUUUUUCUCCCUUUUCUUUAUGAGAGCUUAGGUUGAAUGAUAAAAGUCCUCAGAGAAUACAGGUUACAGUCAAACAUUGCUGAGAAGAAGAAACGCUUAAAGCAUUUACAUUAACGAAAUACAUAAUCUCUUUACUCUGUUUCUCAGCUGUUUCUUUCUCUAUGUUUAAAUAUAAUCUCAAAUUGGAUGCUGUGUUUGCGUAUCUAAUCAGGUGAGAGGUGUGUAGUCAGUCAGUCUUAGGUAGAACCAAGCACCACCACCAGCACCUCCUCCUUCUUCUUCUUUAAUUUAUUCUUCUCUGCAGCAGCCAUCUUCAACCAACACACCAACCAAUUUUCAACAAAAACUAUCUGACUUCACUUGGAUUAUCCAUUCACUCCUUUCUCUCAUCAUACAAAGCUGCUUCUUCUGCUGGUUCUCUGGGUAAUUCAUUUGCUCCUUUCUCUCUAUCGAGUACUUGUUAAUUUUUUGUAAAAGGUUUUGUUAGAUCUCAUCGAAGCGAUUCUCACUAUCAAAUAUCCAGGGGUGAUACGUUGUACAACUAUGUCUUGUUUCUCUUUCCUUUCUCGGAGGGCUUCAAGGCUCCCUAGACAUCCUGCUGAAGUUGAUGAAGAGCUAUCAAGUGCUUAUAAUAUUCAUAUAUACACUUACAAAGAAUUGAGAAAUGCCACCGAUGAUUUUAGUCCAUCUAAUAAAAUUGGGGAGGGAGGUUUUGGUUCUGUCUAUAAGGGUAGACUUAAAGGGGGUGUAUUUGCUGCUAUAAAAGUACUAUCAGCAGGAUCAAAGCAAGGGGUUAGAGAGUUCCUGACAGAGAUUAAUGUGAUCUCAUCUGUUGAGCAUGAAAACUUGGUUCAACUAUAUGGUUGCUGCGUGGAAGGCGACCAUAGAAUAUUGGUGUAUAAUUAUGUUGAGAACAACAGCCUCUCACAAACUCUCUUAGGUUGCGGACACAGUAGCUUACAGUUUAGUUGGAGAACGCGAACUAAAAUUUGUAUAGGCAUUGCUCGUGGGCUUGCUUUCCUUCAUGAGGAAGUUCGCCCGCAUAUCAUUCAUAGAGAUAUCAAAGCAAGUAAUAUCCUUCUAGAUAAAGACCUCAGCCCCAAAAUUGCUGAUUUUGGUCUUGCAAAGCUCAUGCCUCCCAAUGCCACUCAUGUUAGCACACGCGUUGCAGGAACAAUAGGCUAUUUGGCACCAGAGUAUGCAAUUCGAGGACAGGUGACACGAAAAGCAGAUAUUUACAGUUUUGGUGUUCUCAUGUUGGAAAUUGUCAGUGGCAGAUGUAACAGAAACUCAAAAUUACCUAUUGGAGAGCAAGAUCUUCUUGAAAGGACAUGGGGACUUUAUGAAAGGGCUGAGCUAGUGAUGCUUGUGGAUACGGCCAUGGAUGGAGAUUUUGAUGCGGAGGAAGCCUGCAAGUUCUUGAAAAUUUCUUUGCUCUGCACCCAAGACGCACCAAAGCUUCGGCCUUCCAUGUCAACAGUAGUGAAGAUGCUGACAGGAGAGGUUGCUGUGAACGACGACAUCACAAAGCCUGGUCUCAUCUCUGAUUUCAUGGACCUCAAAGUGAGGAGCAAUGACGACAAGCCCAGCACUUACAACACGGUAUCAUCUGGUUCAGACCAGAAUGAUCAUUCAAUGUCAUCAGGAAACACUAGUUGUGCCACCAUCACCUUCACCGAUAUCUCUUACCGGAGCUGAUGGCUUUCCUCCUGGAUAAAUAGUCCUCGUUCGUUGUUUGUUUUUUUAAUGGUGAGAAACCUUUGUAUGUAAAUUCUGUGUAGCCAUGCCUUGUAUGUAUUAUAGUGGGUAUAAAGAGUGAUACGGUGGAAGCCUUUGAAGAGGCAUCAACACAAAUGUUGUGAUAGCUUUUUACAGGAUUUCGAAGAACAGGCAAUAAUUUUGAUGAUACAGAAAGGAUAAUUUUUCUUGUUAA